Molecule: messenger RNA, 459 nt
Organism: Babesia ovata
Lineage: Eukaryota; Apicomplexa; Aconoidasida; Piroplasmida; Babesiidae
Exons: 1
Coding region: 1-459 (152 amino acids)
Biological process (GO): vesicle-mediated transport; intracellular protein transport
Cellular component (GO): clathrin coat of trans-Golgi network vesicle; clathrin coat of coated pit
Molecular function (GO): structural molecule activity
Source: RefSeq, a predicted model, not a curated record
AUGGAUCAACAGGAGUUCAGAUCUGGGUCUAAGGACAUUUGGGGGCUCAAUGAAGGCAAACUGGAUACGAGUUCACCAAUGUACGAGAGCCACACUGGCUCAAGCUCCCCUAUCUCCGGGAACACACAACAUAACAGCAUCAUGCAGAAGUGGCGCGUUGACAUUCAGGCUGCUAUCGAGGCGAAAAAACAGAAGGAAGCCGAGGUGAUGGAAGCAGCAACGAAAAAGGCACAACACGACUUGGAGGAAUGGCGCAGAUUGAGAAACGAGAAAAUAAAAUCUACAGCGCAAAAUACCAAUGAAACGAGUGAAGGUGACAUAUAUAGGUCUGUAAAUGGGCCAUUCGACUGGAAGAAGGCGGCAGAAAUACUGAAUAAGGUCGGUUACACUGUCAACGAUCAGAGCAGCGGUUCAUCGCAAAAAAUGGCUGAUCUAAUAUUUUUGAAAGCCAAACAAUGA